Molecule: messenger RNA, 1545 nt
Organism: Drosophila guanche
Lineage: Eukaryota; Metazoa; Arthropoda; Insecta; Diptera; Drosophilidae
Gene: Six4
Product: homeobox protein SIX6
Exons: 4
Coding region: 285-1481 (398 amino acids)
Biological process (GO): regulation of transcription by RNA polymerase II
Cellular component (GO): transcription regulator complex; nucleus
Molecular function (GO): RNA polymerase II cis-regulatory region sequence-specific DNA binding; DNA-binding transcription factor activity, RNA polymerase II-specific
Source: RefSeq, a predicted model, not a curated record
UUUCGAACAGCGAACGCGUCAAGACGGUCAGGAGAGAACGGAUCUCCCCAAAGAAAAACUCAAACAGUUCUUCGAGUGCAAAGAAAAUCUGGCAAAUAAAUAAAUAUAUAACACAAACAAGUGCCAAAAGUGAAUGAAGUUUAACAAAUUUAAAUCUGGAAAUAUUUCAAAAUGAAUAUUUAAUACGAAUCAAUCAAGUGUUUGCGGUGAAUAAAAGUGAAAAGUUAUUCCAAUCAAAUCUAGUUACAACUCAACUUUGUUCAGUGCUCGAAAGAAGUGCAAUAAUGUUUGAGAAAAAUAUGGAUACAAAUAAUCUAUCAGUGUCGAUUAGCGGGGAUCUGGACUCGACCAGUUCCGGCGGCACUUCAUCGGAUCAUUCGGCGGUGCAACAGGAUAAUCUGAGCUCACCCAUGACCUAUGGAUCACUCUUCCUGCCAAAUCCCGGUUAUCGUGGCAAUCUGUCGUGCAAAACCGUCUUGCAGUUGGAUAAAUUUGGGACCUAUGAGGGCGCGGAGAAGGAUCAUCUGUUGGAGCGACGCUUUCAGGAUAUUACCAACGAUUAUGACAAGUCCCCACCGCCCACAGCCUCCACCACGCCCACACAUUAUCCCUCACUGAACAGCAUAAUGUUCGAGAAUGGCGGCGGCGGCGGCGGUGUCGGCGGCCCCUUGGGCGAUCUCAAUGGUAAUACGAAGACGGAUGCCCUGUGCACGGGUCUCCAAAGAGGUGGUGGCGGUCUAGCGGGUCACCCGGGCAGCGGUGGACACCUAAUAUCGAAUCUAACGGCUGCCCACAACAUGUCCGCCGUGGGCAACUUUCCCAUCGAUGCCAAAAUGCUGCAAUUCUCCACAGAUCAGAUCCAAUGCAUGUGCGAGGCACUGCAGCAGAAGGGCGACAUUGAGAAGUUAACCACCUUUCUGUGCAGCCUGCCGCCCAGCGAAUUCUUCAAGACCAACGAGAGUGUGCUGCGUGCCCGCGCCAUGGUCGCCUACAAUCUGGGACAAUUCCACGAACUAUAUAACCUGCUGGAGACGCACUGUUUCUCCAUCAAGUACCAUGUGGAUCUGCAGAAUCUCUGGUUCAAGGCGCACUACAAAGAGGCCGAAAAGGUGCGCGGUCGUCCCCUGGGCGCUGUCGACAAGUAUCGCCUGAGAAAGAAGUAUCCCCUGCCCAAGACGAUAUGGGAUGGCGAGGAGACGGUCUACUGCUUCAAGGAGAAGUCGCGGAAUGCCCUAAAGGAUUGCUAUCUGACCAAUCGCUAUCCCACGCCCGAUGAGAAGAAAACGCUGGCCAAGAAGACGGGCUUGACGCUCACCCAAGUAUCCAAUUGGUUCAAGAAUCGCCGGCAAAGGGAUCGUACGCCCCAACAACGAUCUGAUAUUAUGUCGGUGCUGCCCGUAGGCCAGUUGGAUGGCAAUGGCUUCCCGCGCAUGUUCAAUGCUCCCAGCUAUUAUCCCGAGACGAUUUUCAAUGGGCAAUAAACUGAGAAGUUCGAACCAUUGGAAAGGGGGUUCCAUUGUUUUGUAAAUACUGCGAUUUUAUGUU